AGCCUUACGGACUUUUCUGAGGAAAGACCGGAAAGCUACAGCGUUUCCACGUAUCCUGGAAGCCUCUCUUUGCCAAGCACUUAGGAGGUUUCCUAUGGGGCCGCCCCUGGCUCCGCUCCCGGAGGAUGUGCUCGGGGAGGCCCGGCCCCAGGAGACGAGGGAAAGAAGGCAGGGGGCCGUGAGCUUCGCGGACGUGGCCGUGUACUUCUCCCCGGAGGAGUGGGGGUGUCUGCGGCCCGCUCAGAGAGCCCUGUACCGGGACGUGAUGCGGGAGACCUACGGCCACCUGGACGCGCUGGGCUUUUCAGGCUCCAGACCCGCUUUUGUCUCUUGGGUGGAAGGACAGGUAGAGGCGUGGAUCCCGGAAGCCCAGGAUCCAUCGGGUGAGACUGCUGUCAGCAGAGGCACGGGAAAGGUAGCAGGAUCCAGGGAUGGGAAUGAGGAGAAAGCAAGGCUGAAGAAGAGUGCAAAACAAAAAGUGGAACUUGAAGAAAUGUCUCUCAAGGAUUGGUUGCCAGCCAACAUGCCACCUGGCUCUAGUCCCAAAGCUGCCUGCCCAGAGCUCUGCAGGAACCCGAGGCAAAGCCCCAUCAAACCUUGGCUCAAGGACACUCUAACCCCCAGACCACCCUACUCUUGCCCAGACUGUGGCCGCAACUUCAGCUACCCUUCCCUCCUGGCCAGCCAUCAGCGGGUCCACUCUGGGGAGCGGCCCUUCCCCUGUGACCAGUGCUGGGCCUGUUUCUCCCAGCGCAAGUACCUGCUCCAGCAUCAGUUCAUCCACACAGGUGAAAAGCCCUACCCCUGUCCCCAUUGUGGGCGCCGCUUCUGCCAUAGGGGUUCCCUGGCCAUCCACAGGCGGGCUCACUCUGGGGAGAAGCGCUACCCAUGCCCAGAGUGCAAGAGUCGCUUCACUUACCCCUACCUGCUGGCCAUUCACCAGCGCAAGCACACAGGCGAGAAGCCCUACAGCUGUCCCGACUGCGGCCUCCGUUUCGCCUACACCUCCCUGCUGGCCAUCCAUAGGCACGUACACACAGGUGAGAAGCCCUACCCUUGCCCUGACUGUGGCCUCUGCUUUACCUACUCUUCUCUCCUCCUCAGUCACUGGCGCAUUCACUCGGACAGCCAGCCCUUCCCCUGCCCUGAAUGUAGGAAAGGCUUCAAGCGCAAGUAUACCCUGGAAGCCCAUCAGUGGAUCCACCGCUCUGGCAGCAAGAGGCUGAGGUGGCAGCAGGCUGCAGGAGGGCUCUCAGAGCCAAUCCCAAUUUUGGGAGGCCAGGAUCCCCCAGUUCAUUUCCGGUACUUUCCAGAUACAUUUCAAGAGUGUGGGUGAUGGAGCUCACACAAAUCGAUCAAAGUUUAGUAAGGAAAAGGCAAAGUUUAUGCAUUUGGGGGAUAAGGAGAGGAAGUUCUGUGUUAGGAAAAAAGCAGAGGUCAGGGGCACAGAGAAGGUCUGUGGGCAGAAGGAGGCAGGCAUUUAAAUAGC
Molecule: messenger RNA, 1489 nt
Organism: Propithecus coquereli (Coquerel's sifaka)
Lineage: Eukaryota; Metazoa; Chordata; Mammalia; Primates; Indriidae
Gene: ZNF785
Product: zinc finger protein 785
Biological process (GO): negative regulation of transcription by RNA polymerase II
Molecular function (GO): DNA-binding transcription repressor activity, RNA polymerase II-specific
Source: RefSeq, a predicted model, not a curated record